AUGUGCCGCCGCUCCCGGCUUGUGCUAGCCUUACCGGCCAUACUGCUCUCUUUGCUUGGUGCUGCCUCUUUCGUGCGACGUGCAAGAUUUGCACGACUGUUGGAUGUAAAGGCAUUUGCUGCUGCAGAGGCAGUGACGACUACGACUGCAAGGACCAUGACCAUCGCAACGGCGACUCUAAAGCCGCCAACUUCCACAUCGCCUGCUACGGCAAUGAACAACAGCCGUCACAAACCAGUCGAUGCAAACCGCAAAAAUGUCUAUAUGCUUGGGAAUUCUGUGACGCGGCAUUAUGGGUUUGAAAUUUGUGAGCUGGCGAAGAGUGGUAAGUCUAAUCAAACGCAAGUUCUUGAUCGUAAGCAGGAGCAGAAGCUGUGCAGGGGAAUUUUGGGUACUAGUAGCUGCGAGCUCUACUGUGGCUCAACGGCAGUGCGUUUCCUUUGGAAGAACACACUGAGCUUGUCUGCAAGUGCAGAUGGGCGUGAUGCCUGUAAAGGGCAGCUUCCUAGCUCCACAUCCACAUGCCUGGGCACUCAACUUAACGGUGCGCAGAGCAUGGACUUGCUGGUUGUCGGCUCCGUGGCAGCCAAUGACUCUUACAUGAUCGCGCGCGGCUGGAGAGAUGGAAGGCCACAGAUUGCAGACUUUCUGCCUCGUUGGGAGGAAGCGCUGAACCACACAAACUUUCCUCAGCUUCUCCGGAUGUUGCACGACGUGUUUCCUGGCCUCAUCAUCUGGCAAUCGUAUCCUUUUGUGCUCAGAGAAAGAGAUUCUCACAGAAGACUGCUACGGGAGCAUGUUGAGACAAUCCACCGAAUGAACGCACGGACGGAAAAGGCCAUCAAAUCUUUUCAAGAAGGUUAUGCGUCCGCCUGUGAUGCACGCAUACUUUUCGAUGAUUUCUGGCCGUUGCAGGUGAAGCAUGCAAAUAUGUACCAAGAUGUGAUUCACCAUCCAGGCCCGCUGUCGAACAUCAUUGUGCAACAAAUCAUGGAUCAAUGGACGCACCAUGCUCGCGUCUGCGAGUGA
This is a messenger RNA of Symbiodinium sp. CCMP2456, 1029 nucleotides long. The record is from the annotation of a GenBank genome assembly. NCBI's taxonomy places the organism in Eukaryota, Dinophyceae, Suessiales, Symbiodiniaceae.